Molecule: messenger RNA, 1320 nt
Organism: Aureobasidium namibiae CBS 147.97
Lineage: Eukaryota; Fungi; Ascomycota; Dothideomycetes; Dothideales; Saccotheciaceae
Exons: 3
Coding region: 1-1320 (439 amino acids)
Source: RefSeq, a predicted model, not a curated record
AUGUCGAUACCGCAGCCGCUUCACCUCGCGGCCGCUCUCGCUUUGGUCAGAAGCAAGCCGAAGCAUCUGACCAUCCAGGCACAUGUGCAAAAUCUUCGUGAUUCAAUUGGAACCAUUCAUCACGACGAUCGGACACUUCGACAGUUCAAUCUCUCUAUAUUCUGGCAAAAACAGCACGACAACCUGUAUGACAUGUUUGAGAAGGAACAAGCUGCAACUUUCGUCCUCCAACAGGAAAAUGAGGCGUUGCAAGCCCAGAUCACUCAACUUUCGACUCGUUCAAAACCUGGUCGAAAACGCAAGUCAGCCGAGCAAGAGGAGCCCGGAACGGUCAAAAGGAUGAAAGCAGGCACUAUCGCCAUAUCUGAAUUUGGCUCUGCUGCCGAUAUCGAUCCAGUUGUGAAAGCCAUGCGACAUAUUCAUCGUGUGCAAUCUUUGUGCAAAGGUCGCAUGUGGAACACUGACUCGAAUGCGCUGGCUUAUAACCUGAUCCAGGCCAUGCAAGCGCUGGGCCUAAUCGUCGAGUCCCUUCCACGCAAAGUGCAUGUUGCAGACUCUGCGAGCAAGUCUGUUGUUGCCGUGGCCAGGAGUUGUAUCUGUGUUUUCAACGGGCUCAAACGUAUGGAAUCUGUCGAUAUCGCGGAUAACUUUGCCAGCCAGGUCGUACAUGCUUGUGUGUGCUUCUUCGAUGUACUAUUCACCAGUCUCGAAGAAGGUGCGGCGAUACAAGUCAAGUCCAAGCGACCCGACCAAGAGACACCAGGCUUACAAGCCCUGUCACAGCUUGGAAAGGGCCUAUUCGAGAAUCUGCGAGGAUCAGCCACCACAUGCCAGUCCCACGCGAAUAUUCUCGAAGGUGCGGUUUACCAUUUGCUUCACAGGCUAGGAGAAGCAGCACAUGAGCUUUUACUGGACGGACCUCGCGACGACAAUAUCGAAAAGGAGAUGCAAAAUCUGCCACUCCCGGAUAACAGGCUGCUCGACCCUGUCAGGCAAACGGAAAUGAGAGGAGUCCUCACAUCGGCGCCUCUGCUGCUUGGCUGCUUAAGGAAGGCUGUGACUGAUCUUGAUGGGAUGCCGUCUGCUGGCACAGCACGGCUGAGACUCCAACGCACACUGGUCGACCGAAUAUUUGGUUCAGAACCCAGGGGUGCAGAAGCAAAGCAGGAUGUGCUUAGGCUGCCAGAAGCAUUUGGAGAACCACCAAAAGCUGUAGAAGCUGUUUGUACAGAAGACAUGGAGGAUAAAACUGACAAUUUCGAAUCUGAGCUCUGGACCUUAGUCGGAUGGGAUAUCUUGGGGAACGAAGAAAUGCGGUGA